Molecule: messenger RNA, 4792 nt
Organism: Andrographis paniculata
Lineage: Eukaryota; Viridiplantae; Streptophyta; Magnoliopsida; Lamiales; Acanthaceae
Product: ABC transporter B family member 11-like
Exons: 11
Coding region: 409-4278 (1289 amino acids)
Biological process (GO): transmembrane transport
Cellular component (GO): membrane
Molecular function (GO): ATP binding; ATP hydrolysis activity; ABC-type transporter activity
Source: RefSeq, a predicted model, not a curated record
CCUAGCUAUUGUACUAUUGAUUUUUAAAAUCUCUUCAUGUAGUUGGACUUUGACCAGAGGAAGAGUCUUCGAGUGCUUGCUCACCAAGCAAAGCAAAGCAGAGCAACGCCUCCCCUCCCCUCUGGAUGAAAGGUGAAUCAACCAACAAUGCCCAUGUGGUUGAUCCCCCGCCAGCUUGCCCUGCACGCAUGCUCCUCCUCUUUUUAUUCUUCAGUUGAUCCGCAGGAAUCCCCCCACCACCACCUCUCUCACCCCCCCGCCUUUCAAAUACUUAUCACACGUAUCUAAUAUCUUAUAAACAGAACAGCAGUGUCGCUAGCUCACUAGCAAGCUAGCUCUUUCUUGGCUUGAUUCGAUCGAGCUUACGUCCCUCCAGAUAACAAGUCCGGCGGGCGUUGGGACGACACGAUGCCAACGGAGAAUGAGGCAUCGUCCACGUCUGGAAGCAGAGAGGAGUCGCAAAGGGAAUCGGCCAACUCGGUGCCCUUUUAUAAACUCUUCGUCUUUGCUGAUUCUGCUGACAAGCUAUUGAUGAUCGUUGGCUCGAUUGGUGCCAUCGGGAAUGGCUUGUCCCUCCCUCUUAUGACAAUCCUUUUUGGUGACCUGAUUGAUUCUUUUGGGCAAAACCAAAGCAAGGGUGUUGUUUCGGUUGUCUCAAAGGUAGCACUAAAGUUUGUCUAUUUAGCGCUGGGAUGUGGUGCGGCGGCAUUUCUCCAGGUGGCCUGCUGGAUGAUCACUGGGGAAAGGCAGGCGGCACGGAUUAGGAGUCUGUACUUGAGGACAAUAUUGCGACAGGACGUGGCUUUCUUUGAUAAGGAAACCAAUACAGGGGAAGUGAUAGGAAGGAUGUCUGGCGACACCGUACUGAUCCAAGAUGCCAUGGGCGAGAAGGUUGGCAAGUUUAUGCAGUUGGUUGCCACGUUUCUGGGCGGCUUUGUGAUUGCGUUCAUCGAAGGAUGGCUUCUUACUCUUGUCAUGCUCUCCUCUAUUCCGCUGAUGGUUAUAUCCGGUGCAAUCAUGUCCCACGUUCUAUCCAAGAUGGCAUCCCGUGGUCAAAAUGCAUAUGCUAAGGCUGCCAUUGUGGUUGAGCAGACAAUCGGCUCCAUUAGAACCGUUGCCUCAUUUACCGGGGAAAAGCGAGCUGUGGCUGACUAUGAGAAGUCACUCAUUAAAGCUUACCAAUCAGGUGUUCAGGAAGGGUUGGCCAGUGGCCUGGGGUUUGGGGUCGUCAUGUGCAUCAUAUUCUGCAGUUAUGCUUUGGCCAUUUGGUUUGGUGCGAAGAUGAUCUUAGAGAAGGGUUACACCGGCGGUGAGGUGCUCAAUGUCAUCAUUGCUGUGUUGACUGGCUCUAUGUCUCUGGGGCAAGCAUCUCCUUGCAUGACCGCAUUUGCAGCAGGGCAAGCUGCAGCCUUCAAGAUGUUUGAAACAAUAAACAGGCAACCUGAAAUAGACGCAUAUGAUACCAGGGGAAAAGUGCUUGAAGACAUUCGUGGACACAUAGAGCUAAAAGAUGUCCAUUUCAGCUAUCCAGCCCGGCCAAACGAACAAAUAUUCAGAGGAUUCUCCCUCAUCAUUCCCACUGGCAUGACGGCAGCUUUGGUUGGUCAGAGUGGGAGCGGGAAAUCAACUGUGAUUAGUUUGAUAGAGAGAUUUUAUGACCCACAAUCUGGUGAAGUAUUCAUUGAUGGGAUUAAUCUUAAAGAGUUCCAGCUCCGGUGGAUCAGGUCAAAAAUCGGUCUAGUUAGUCAGGAACCCGUCCUCUUCACGGCCAGCAUCAAGGAUAAUAUUGCAUACGGAAAGGACGGUGCAACCACUGAGGAGAUUAGAGCAGCGGCAGAACUGGCGAAUGCUGCGAAAUUCAUAGAUAAAUUGCCCCAGGGGCUGGAUAGCAUGGUCGGUGAGCAUGGAACUCAGCUUUCUGGUGGGCAGAAGCAGAGAGUUGCUAUUGCCAGAGCAAUUCUAAAGGACCCAAGAAUAUUACUGUUAGAUGAAGCAACGAGCGCACUAGAUGCAGAGUCUGAAAGAAUUGUGCAGGAGGCUUUGGACAGAAUUAUGGUGAACAGAACCACCGUUGUAGUUGCACAUCGCCUGAGCACAGUAAGGAAUGCCCAUAUGAUUGCAGUCAUUCAUCAAGGAAAGAUGGUUGAGAAGGGUACACAUGCUGAGCUUCUUCAGGACUCUGAGGGGGCAUACGCUCAACUCAUACGCUUACAAGAAGAAGUAAAUGAAAACCACCAGGCUGACGACAAAGGAAAAUCAGACGUCACUCUGGGUUCCGGUCGGCGGUCAAGCCAAAAGAUGUCACUCAUCCGCUCCAUAAGUAGAGGGUCUUCUGACAGAGGAAACAUCAGUGGUCGUAACUCAUUAUCAGCAUCAUCAUUUGGUAUGCCUGCAGCACUGAACCCGACCGACUCAGCAUCAGAUAAUCAUAAUGCAUACAGUACCUCCUCACCUGAAACAUCUCAAAAGCCUCCCAAGGUACCUAUUCGACGCCUCGCCUAUCUAAACAAGCCUGAGCUUCCAGUGAUGAUAGUGGGUGCCCUAUCGGCCAUCCUUAAUGGGGCCAUAAUGCCUAUUUUUGGUAUAUUAAUAUCAAGUGUCAUCAAAACCUUCUUUGAGACACCGCAUAUACUACGAAAGGAUUCAAAGUUUUGGGCCUUAAUGUUUGUGGUUCUUGGAGUGGCAUCAUUAGUUGCGUAUCCAGCCAGGACGUAUCUUUUCGGUGUGGCAGGGAACAAGUUGGUGAGGAGGAUUAGAUUAAUGUGUUUCGAGAAGUUGGUUAACAUGGAGGUUGGUUGGUAUGAUGAGCCUGAAAAUUCAAGCGGGAUGAUUGGAGCAAGGCUUUCUGCUGAUGCUGCGAGUGUCCGUGCUCUGGUUGGCGACUCACUUGCGCAGAUGGUGCAAGAUUUAUCCUCUGCCAUUGUUGGGCUUGCUAUUGCUUUUGAAGCUAGUUGGCAGCUGGCACUGAUCAUCCUUGCUAUGAUUCCUCUGAUAGGAUUGAGUGGAUAUGUGCAGAUUAUGUUCAUGAAGGGUUUCAGUGCAGAUGCGAAGGUGAUGUAUGAGGAAGCAAGUCAAGUUGCUAAUGACGCUGUGGGGAGCAUACGUACCAUUGCAUCCUUCUGCGCAGAAGAGAAGGUGAUGGGGCUCUACAGGAAGAAGUGCGAGGGUCCAAUGAGCAAUGGGAUCAAACAAGGGUUGGUCAGUGGUGUGGGCUUUGGUUUGUCCUUCUCGCUGUUGUUCCUGGUCUACGCCACCAGCUUCUAUGCGGGAGCCCGGCUUGUCGAGGAUGGGAAAAUUACCUUCACAGAUGUGUUUCGUGUUUUCUUUGCCCUGACAAUGGCGGCAAUGGCAAUCUCACAAUCAAGCUCACUGGCGCCAGAUUCGACCAAAGCCAAGAGCGCAGCGGCCUCCGUAUUCGCCAUUCUCGACAGAAAAUCCAAGAUCGAUCCAAGCGAUGACUCGGGAUUGAAGCUGGAGAGUCUGAAGGGGGAAAUUGAACUGAGGCACGUGAGUUUCAGGUACCCGAGCAGGCCGGACGUUGAGAUUUUCAGGGAUCUGUCCCUGACCAUACGCAGCGGCAAGACGGUGGCGCUGGUUGGGGAGAGCGGGAGUGGGAAAUCAACGGUCAUCUCUUUGCUGCAGAGAUUCUACGAUGCGGACUCGGGGCAGAUCACGAUUGAUGGGACGGAGAUCCGCAGGUUCCAGCUGAAGUGGCUGAGGCAGCAGAUGGGACUGGUGAGCCAGGAGCCGGUGCUGUUCAAUGACACCAUCCGGGCCAACAUCGCCUACGGGAAAGGAGAAGGAGAAGCAGCAGCAAGCGAGGCUGAGAUCGUGGGCGCGGCGGAGCUGGCCAACGCCCACAAGUUCAUCAGCGGGCUGGAGAAGGGGUAUGAGACGGUGGUGGGCGAGCGAGGGGUGCAGCUGUCGGGGGGCCAGAAGCAGCGGGUGGCGAUCGCCCGGGCGAUGAUGAAGAGCCCAAAGAUCGUGCUGCUGGACGAGGCGACGAGCGCCCUGGACGCAGAGUCGGAGAGGGUGGUCCAGGAUGCGCUGGACCGGGUGAUGGUGAACCGCACCACGGUGGUGGUGGCCCACCGCCUCUCCACCAUCAAGGGGGCCCACAUGAUCGCCGUGGUGAGGAACGGGGCGGUGGUCGAGAAAGGGAGCCACGAGGCUCUCAUCGGCAUCAGGGACGGGUUCUACGCAUCCCUGGUCUCCCUGCACAACAGCGCUGCUAAUGUUGCUGCCCUGCCGCUGCCCCCCGCGACUUCAGAGGCCUGACUCACUGAUCUCGCCUGCCUGCCUGCCUGACGGACGUCUAACACCAUUCUAGUUCUAACUCUAAUUCUAUUCUAAUUGUAUUGUGUUUUGUUGUCUCUUCGUUUUGCUUUCUCUUCCUUCCGUUGGCAGGAGCUCUUGUUUUGUUCUAUGUACGUCAGUCACCUUUCCAACUAGCUAAACAUUUUCCUUUUUGUAUGUCAGUGUGUAAAUAUAAUCUAUCCCUCCUGAGUCCGGGGUCCCGACACUUCUGUCUUGUGGCAUUCCUCAUUCAUGCGGCGCAACUAAGUAUAUAUAUGAGGAUGAUGCUGAUGAUGAUCUCUGCAUUUGCUCCUCUCAUCCCAUGUGUAAGGUAAAACAAGGAUGAAGUAAACAAGAGACAAAGAAGUUGAAUGAUGAGCUUCACUAUUUGGCUCUAAUUUCAGUGAGCAAACAAGAGACAAGGUAGUUUGUAAGUCAGACUAGAUGUCAUGAAUUUUCUAAUGGGAAUAGAUGACUCAUAUGAUGAGUCUAGAAA